AUGGGCUCAAGGAUAUUGUUCUCAGGCUACAAUCAUGGAUUGCAGAUAGGGGCCAACUACGGAUCGGUCACAAACGAAUUUAGCCCUCCAUUGGACCUUGACGAUAAGUUGUCUCCCGCGCCUGGGGCUACCUCCGACUCAUACGAAGAGCAACAUGGAGACCAAUGUCUUCCAGGCACACGCACUCAAAUCAUCUGCCAAAUCAAAGAAUGGGCAUUAUCCCCCCAGGGCAGAUGCAUAUUCUGGUUGAAUGGGGUUGCUGGAACUGGAAAAUCGACCAUCUCUCGAACUAUGGCAAAGGUCUUCAGUGAAUCAAAAUCACUGGGAGCAAGCUUCUUCUUCAAGAGAGGUGAAGGGGAUCGAGGUAACGCGAGAAAGUUCUUCCCAACAAUCGUCAGGCAGUUGACGAGUACCAUUCCGCAAAUAAUGCCAUUCGUCCAGCAAACACUCCGCGAUAGCCCAGAUAUCACGAAAAAGGCCAUGCGCGAGCAAUUCGAAAAGCUUCUCCUAGAGCCUCUCCAGAGCCUUGAGGGAUCUCAUCAUUACCCGGACUAUAGUGAUAGUGGUUGA
This is a messenger RNA of Penicillium odoratum, 570 nucleotides long. RefSeq lists its product as uncharacterized. The transcript has 2 exons. NCBI's taxonomy places the organism in Eukaryota, Fungi, Ascomycota, Eurotiomycetes, Eurotiales, Aspergillaceae. Bases 1 to 570 code for a protein of 189 amino acids. The record is from RefSeq and is a predicted model, not a curated record.